This is a messenger RNA of Hymenoscyphus albidus, 2413 nucleotides long. The record is from the annotation of a GenBank genome assembly. Lineage: Eukaryota; Fungi; Ascomycota; Leotiomycetes; Helotiales; Helotiaceae.
CGCGAUCCAGAAAAUUUCGAAUUUGGUGUAGCCUCAUUGAUUCUGGUUCGUUGCUGCUUUCAAUUGGUAUUGUGCAGUCAUUCGCUUCAAGAUGUCGAGACGAACUAGCAAUGAGAAGGCUUUGGAGACCUCUGGUCAUCUGGAACAUCCACCGCGAACUCCUACUAGUACUCAUGCUCCACCUCUGAGCCAUGAAAAUGCUCCUAAAGAUCAAGAUUUUCCAUUGCUAACACAAAGGAGUCAUGAAGGGGUAAGGGACCAAAUCAAUUACGUUUACCGUGUCUGAUAAAGCUCCUAGAGACCAAGCGGUGUCGCAAACUCAGCUCAAGGAAUUGAGAUUCCACCAGCGACAUCCGGGAGUCAUGCAGGAAGCAAUAAAAGUCAGCAAUACCCGAAAAUGAGCGAGGAAGAAGUAUGUUCCUAAACAGAGCUUUAACGAAUAUUGCUAAUGAGUUGUUUAGAAACACGCAGAAGUUGAGAUCAAAAUUGUGAAGGGGAAUGAAGCCUUUAACGAAGCAAUGCUGAAAGAACCACCUCGCCCUUUCACUUGGGCAACGACUCAACUCUACCUCGCUUGCUUCAUCGGAUUCUUUUGCGCUACGAUGAACGGUUACGAUGGAAGUCUGAUCAACAAUCUCCUUCAAAAUAAAUUCUUUUUGGACUAUUAUCACGGUGAAAAUGCGGGGAUUUGGGCAGGUAUUGUCACUUCGAUGUAUCAAAUUGGAGGUGUGGUGUCUCUUCCAUUCGUUGGACCGGCAGCAGAUACUUUCGGGAGGAGAUUCGGCAUGUGGAUUGCUUGUCUUCUUAUUAUUAUUGGAACUAUCAUUCAAGGUGUCGCUACCCAGUCCAAUGGUACGAAGCAGUUUAUGGGAGGUCGAUUCUUGCUUGGGUUUGGUGUGAAUAUUGCGUCGGCUGCAGGUCCUAUGUAUGUGGUAGAGGUAUCUCACCCUGCAUACCGUGGAAUUGUCACAGCCAUCUUCAAUUGUUUCUGGUGGGUUCCUCCAAGCUUCCGCGCUUCGAUGUAUAUUAACUUUGCUUUAGGUUUACCGGUUCUAUCCUCGCAAGUGGGGUUGCUCGUGGAGGUGUCCAUUUCCAAAGCAACACAUCCUGGAAAUUAAUCAUAUGGAUCCAGUUGAUGUUUUCGGCUAUCAUCUUCUGUACCGCAUACUUCCUCCCGGAGUCUCCGAGAUGGCUGUACGUCAAUAAGAAGACGGAUCAGGCUAAGGCUAUGCUCACAAAGUUUCACGGAGAUGGUAAUCCUGAUAGCGAGUGGGUGAAGCUCCAACUCAAUGAGUACGAGGAGUUAUUGGAAAUGGACGGUGCUGAUAAGCGAUGGUGGGAUUACUCUGCACUAUUCAAGAACCGAUCAACAUGCUACCGACUCUUUUGCAAUGUUUGUAUAUCGAUAUUUGGACAGUGGGCAGGAAAUGGUAUGUAAAAUCUCUACUUUUGCAAUGGGUUAUGCUGAGCAAAGUAGCCGUCCUCUCUUACUUCUUAGGAAAGGUUCUCGACACCGUCGGAAUCCACAGCUCAAUCGGCCAAGCAAACGUCACACUGAUAAACAACUGCCAACAAUUCUGCUUCGCAUUACUGGGAGCGGCCUUGGUAGAUAGAAUUGGUCGACGGCCACUCCUUCUAUUUUCAAAUAUUGGCUGUUGCGUGGUGUGGCUCGCCGUAACAAUUUCCACAGCCAUCUACACACAAUCAAUUCCUGCCUUGCCGCCAGGAGCCGACCCAGAUACCAAGCUCUAUGGAACGAACAAAGCUGCGGGAACAGCCUCAUUGGCUUUCAUCUUCAUCUUUGGCGCUGUCUUCUCGAUUGGAUUUACACCUCUUCAAGCUUUGUAUCCUGUCGAGGUCUUAUCUUUUGAGAUGCGUGCUAAAGGGAUGGGAUUCUCGGGCUUUGCGGUUGCUGCUGGUAAGCGGACUGUUUCUAAUUAUAUGCAAGGACUUAGCUAAUUACUAUUGGCCUUUACAGCUGGAUUACUCAAUCAAUUCGCAUGGCCGGUUGCUCUCAAAAAUAUUGGAUGGCAUACGUAUAUCAUUUUCACGAUAUGGUGUGGGAUCCAAGCCGUCGUUGUCUUUUUCUUCAUUCCCGAAACUAAGAAUCGUACUGUAAGUUCCCAAUUCCCCGAUGACGUUUUCAAAUUUGUUUGGUUCUUGAAUCUGGACUGACCUUGAAAUAGCUUGAGGAACUGGAUGAAAUAUUUAAUUCCAAGAACCCGGUGAAAGCAUCGAUUGCGAAGAAGAGACUUGGGUUUGACGCUUACGGAGAGGUAGUGAAUGUUGAGAGUGUUGAGUGAGGUAUUUUUUUUUUGACUUUGGCGGGGACUGGAUUCUCGUCUCCGCGUUUUGUUUUUGUAGUCUUGGGGUAUCUUUUUUAGUAAUAAUAUAUGGUUUAUGUUUGAUAAUA